UGAAGGUCGGAACUACCAGUGGUAGCAAAAACUAAAACUAAAAGUGCAAUCUAUUUGCGGCAUUAUUUCAAACUAGGCCAAAAUCCUCACAACUAAAGCGUUGAUUUGGUAAGUUUUGAAACUUUUGUCCUAUAGUCAGUCUAUAGGAAAUGGUACUCAAAUGCUCGACCAACAUUUUAAGGAAUAAAUUACAGGUAGUGGUUUUAUGUGUUGUAUUUGUGGGGAGCAUAAACACACAAACCAGCACCCAUAACGUCUGCACAUUGGAGAAAACCACAAAGGGCUUUGACGAGCUACAAGCUAUGUAUAGGAGGAAGUCGGGCGGGGUGAACUACACCAACAUCGUAAAACCUGACGCAAACAACAUCCUUGUCCAGAGUCCUCUGUGUGGUCAAGCACCGGUUGACCAGUCCGAGGCUAUCGUGAUGGGCAAGGUAUCCCCAGAGAAAUCCUGGCCAUGGCAGGUUUAUAUUGAAACCUAUCUUAAAUCAGGUUUCCAGUCAACCUGCGGGGGCUCCAUCCUUACGGAAUGGUGGGUCCUGACCGCUGCUCAUUGUUUGGUAGAAUCCGGUAGUACAAUGACUGUUUUCUUUGGAGUGUACGACUUAACACGACUAAACUCUUCGACACACAUCAAGGCGGAGAAAUAUAUACAAAAAUCUAAAUUACUAGGACCGGGAGAGUUAGAGAAUGAUAUUCUACUUGUCAAACUUGAAUCUGCUAUAACUUUCACGGAAGAUGUAAGGCCGAUCUGCUUGCCUAGCGAAGAGAUGCUUGACUCCAGAAGUUGUUUCGCUACUGGUUUCGGAGUGACCGGUGAAUUUGGAUCCUUCUCUAACGAUUUGCUGCAGAUAAAGACGAACCCCAUGAAUCAAAAACUGUGCAUGUUUUUUCUCCGGAACACGAGACUGAAAGGUGGGGUUGAUCCCUACAUCUGUCUAGAUACGGAGGAAGGCGAAAACAUUUGCGGCGGAGAUUCAGGCGGGCCGCUUAGCUGUAAGGUGAACGGAAAAUAUUACAUCGUUGGUGUAGUUAUUGCCGGUUUUGAUUGCGAUUCCUCAAUGUUUCCUUCUUACACGAUUUCUGUUUAUGCCUAUCUUGAUUGGAUUAAAACGUCAAUUAAAUCGAAUUAAUUAAUUGUAAAAUGAGACCAGUAGCACUUUGAUUAGCUUAGCAAUCUACACCUGUCUUUGUUAACUGUUUGCUUUGAAUAUUUGAACAAAGGUGAUUUGUAAAAUGGACUACAAUUACUUACUGAGCAUUAAACUGUUUCCGUUUGAAUUCGCUCAA
Molecule: messenger RNA, 1290 nt
Organism: Physella acuta
Lineage: Eukaryota; Metazoa; Mollusca; Gastropoda; Physidae
Product: coagulation factor XI
Biological process (GO): proteolysis
Molecular function (GO): serine-type endopeptidase activity
Source: RefSeq, a predicted model, not a curated record